GUUUGGGGACAGUGGGAGGGAGAUAGAGGGAGAGGAGAACGGCGAGAGGAGGAAACGGAGGCAGAGAAACAGACGUGACUGCACCGUAGGGAUGUGCGUGAGUGUGCGGUGAACGUUACUGCAGAGUUGGAUUACCGUGUUUUUUUAAAUAAAACACCGUGGCAAGACCCCUAAGAGUCAGCUCCGAACGUUUACCCACACUGCGCGAUGUCCGGCGGAGGAGACGUCCGUGUCCUCCGCCAAGAGGCUGGGCAAGAGAGCCCGAGGAUGCCGGCCUGGAAGCGAGAGAUCCUGGAGAGGAGGAAGGCGAAGGGCGGAGGAGUCGUUGCCUCCUCCGAGACGAGUCCCAGUGGAGGCGCCGGUGCCCAGCGCCUUAACGGGGAGACCAGUGAGACUGUGAACGGCAGCGGCGGUGGUACAGUAAACAGCGGGGGCGGGCGGAACUACACUAUCACCCCGGCCAGCCAGCACUACAGCCACAACAAAGAGACGCGCCCGGCGGCCGCCGAGAGGACGACAUCCAGGGAGGAGGAGGAGGAGGAGAGAGGGGAGAGCCUGGUGCUCCAGGAGAGCCUCGGCCCACUGGAAGAAAACCCAUUCAUUAAACUGGAGAAGGAGCGGAGGAGGAGGCAGGACCGGGAGAACUCAACCCGUCCGACGCAGCACAUCCUGGAGCUUUACGGCAGCGUGCCCGGCAUACGGACGAUCCGAGCUGAUAACAUUAUCAUCAUUGAGUCUGAUCCGGAUUACUUCCCGGAGGUAGGUCCAUUGAAAGCCGGGUCUAAGUGGCAAACAAAUGGUGUGAGCGGUUACAGCUCCCUGAACGACCUCCUGGACCGGAGAGGGAGUGCUGUCACCGAGAUAAGAGCCAAGGAAGUGGUGAUUUAUGACACCACGUUGAGCAAGAGUGAGGAGAACCUGAGCACUCUGGGCUACCAGGAUCUCCCCCCAUACUGUGAGGUGGGGCCAAGUCAAGGCAGGGUCAGUCGGAUGCUGCAGAAGUUUGACAGCAACUAUGGGAAGCUGCAGAAGAAGUCUCACAGCACGGAGAACCUGCUGGACCUGGACUGUGGUGCUAGCAACAGUAUCGGCAGCAGACCGCAACUUUGGCGUCAGCCACAACAGCCAGAUCCUGUGCCAAAGCCUGGACCGGGCUCUGUGGCUAGCAACCAGCCUUUGUUGCCUGUCAUCCAGAGUUCUUGGUCUUCCAAAGCUAAACCGCAGCCUGACGUGUUGGAGCCAGGGAGCCCCCAGCGAACCAUCAGGCCAUUACACGCUACACCUUCUCCCCGCGGUGGGAGAGAUGAGCCAGACAGGGUGCAAAGCAAGCUCGCCAGAGAGAGAGACUGGGAGAGUUCUGAGGUCCCACCAAAACCCAAGGUGCCGUGCUCUCCAGAGACCCGCCGCGCCCGCGCCGUGGCCCCCUCCAGCCCCAUCUCGUCAAAGGUGGUCCGCUCUACUCCCGGCUUUGAGAUCCGCCCAGCUCCCAAGCCAGACCUGCAGCAGAUUCCAGAGGGGGACACCCAGGCGAGAGCUCUAGCCAACCUGCGCAUCCAGUCGCGUAACUCUUUCACAGUGAUUCCUAAACGACACCUCACAACGAGCCGCGUGGCACCAGCUGGUCCCGUCAUGUCUUCUCUGUCCGACAGAGGGACGGAGGUGCCCGCACCAGGAGUGCCAAUCUCCCCCACCCUGACAAAAUCAAGGUGGAAGGAGGAGAGAAAGAACGAGGUGGAAAGGGUGACUCCCAAGACUCUACCGUCUCCUACUGUUGCCACCAGUCCCAAACCUUCCUCCCUCCCACCUGCGGAUCGUGUGUCUCCACCUCCUGGACUCAGCCCCAUGCCCUUAUCUCCAACCAUGGCGUCCUCUCCCCCAUCGUCCCCAGCUGCCCCUCCAUCGCCACUGAUCCCAACAGCGUCAGCUCUGGAAAAACCUCAGCUGACAGAUCAGCUUCCCGUCACAAACAUUGAUGAGAUUGAGGUGGAGCAGCAUCAGCGAUUCCCUGUCCCCAGCCCUUUGGUCCAGAGGAGAAAGGGAAACACCUUCACUGUCGUGCCUAAACGAAGAGCGGACCCAGAGGCACAGCCGAGCUCACCGGAACCCCAGCAGGAUGCUGUCAGUGAGGCCUCGCCGGGGUCCACGCCGCCUCAGCCUCCCUACCCUACGCUGGGCACCCAGCUGAAGAAACGUUACCCUGCUGUGGAGGAAAUUGAGGUCAUUGGUGGAUAUCUGUCUCUUGCCAAGUCCUGCCUGCUCAAGACGGGCUCCACAGGCAGAAAGCUGAAGAUCUCCUUCAACGAGUCCAGUCUCCACAGUACGUACGAGUACCCAUCGGAGAGCAGCGUGUGGGACAGCAGCGAGGAGGACGAGGAGGACAGACAAGCCGACGCGACAGUUGCUGAUGACCAGCCCAGCAUGGUUGGACGCAUACACAUCCCUCGGGCCAAUUAUUCCAGCUCGUCCACACACACGACCAAUAGCAACGAUCUUUCCAGCUACAUUCCCAAGCAUUCCGUGGACUUCAGUGCCUGGCAGGAGCACAAAAAUGAGACAGAGAGAGUUCACCAGGAAGAGGCUGCUGCUCAGCAGACACACAUGACAGAGGAAGUGAUGCUGACGCCCGCAGACGGUUCCUCUCUCUCUGACUACAGCAGUGAACCUGCUCUUUACUUCUGAUCAAACGGACCAAUCAGAAGACCGGAUCCCAGCCCCGCCUGCACCUGUACACUCCCUCAUCUCUUAAGCACAUCCACCGUGUCUGCUGAGACAGGACAUUUAUUGUUGUUAUUAUUAUUAUUAUUUAGUUUUUAAGUUUUUUUUUUAAAGGCUGAUAUCCUGCCAUGAUGCAACAACGACGCCAUGUUUUCAACAUCUGCACGUCACACCAAAACUGUUGUUGUCAUUUUCGAGGUGGCUGGAUUGUUCCACCUUUUCCUCUUUUUUUUUUUUCCUUUUUCUUUUUUUUUUUUUCCUCCUGACAAAAGGAAGCAGCUGGACUGUGUUUUCUUUCUGACGUCCUGGACAGUUGAUCUGUCGGCCUUCCCUCCUCCCUCUCUGACCUCCCUUUCUCCCUCACCCCUUCUCCGUUUUCCACCCUCAUCAGUAAGACAAAGACCACAUCAUCCCACUCAAGAGAAGUAUUCUUGUUUGUUUGUCCAUUUCCAGACAGCUGUCUACUUAACUCUGCAUCGGCCGGGCAUCACUGCUCUUUGAAGGACCACAGUCUGGUGUUGAUAUCACCACCACCGUAACGCUGAGUUUAGUGUAACUCUGGACAUUUGGACCUGUCCACCGCAAACCACAGACUCACAGCGAACACUUGAAAUUGAAAAAGGUUCAAGAGUGCCACGAUUUUUGUCUUUUUCAAAAUAGUUGUUUGUGCAUGUUUUGAUUUUCUCCCAUCGGUCUCCGCCACUGUUGGGCUUGUAAGGCCCAGGUCUGACUUUCCAUGUUCUGUGUCCACGGAAGGAUGUCCUUAAUUCCCUCAUCUGCUGAUUUCGAUUACGAUUAUGGAUUAGACGCAAUGUGGAAGCCACGGAAUUAACUCUGUAAAUGAAGAAAGCAAACAUCAAGUUGUGUUGCCAGGAAAAGAUGGGGAAAUGGAAACACAAUAUUUUAUGCUGUCGUGAAAUAUUGUUGCCAAGAGUUUCUAUUGUUUGGACUCGUCCUCUUGCCCUUUGACUGACUAUCGGUUUGACUAUCGACUUUCAACAAUUUGCGGCAAAUGUACCCCCGAAAGGCCUGCGAUAUGCGUCUGUACCUGAAUUUCCAUCAAACUUCUUUGAUCUCUCUACACAUACCUUUAAAUGUCAACAUUUCAUAUGGCAGAAUUCCAUCGUGAUCCUUCUGGAGAAUCGUUUGUCUGGAUAUUAACGUGACUAAAAAGCCAACUGGUACUGAUUUCUUUGAGGUGCACGCGAGUGCUAUCCCAUUAGUCAUCAACUACAGGAUAGAAAGCUUUUUUUUUUUUUUUUUUUACCAACAGUGACCGUGUUUAAUCUGUUGGGAUUUCAGAUGCUAUUUCAGCUCCAGGUGAUUCAGUGAAACUAAAACUCUUCUCUGCAGUGCGUGUAAAAACAAAACAUGUGUACCCGUGUCAAUGGUACGAAGACUGUGGAACUUUAGGACACAGUGCCGUCGUUCUCUAUUCUGAUCAAUGAGUGAAUGAAUUAUUAGUGAGAUUAACACCAUCCAAUCUGACAGCCCCAGUUUUUCAACCCACUGUAAAAUUCUUAAGAACAUGAUGACAUCAGUCUACCUCAUCACCAACUGCAUUUUUUUUUUUUUGCAGCCACUGUCCUAUCAGUGAACUUCCAGUGGUUGACAACAUUGUUGUCAUUGACUUUGGAGAGUCUGACCUGGGCUUCUUUCUGCUUUUUCAUUUGUGUAAAUCUGUACAUCUAUGCUGUACUGACGCUGCUGGAGGGAUUUAUCAGUGAGCAAACAUGGACACAUUUCCAUCUUUGUUGAAACUGAGAGUAAAGAUGCACAAACACACGCCUCAGACGAGGGACGUCCGCUUGAUCUGUAGCAAUUCCGAUCAAAAAAAAAGCUUGAAAAGUGACCUUGGCCAAUAACGUCUGUUUUAACGUCUAUUUUUGUUGCAGCGUCGCCUGGAGAACGCUCUUCUGUAUUCCCAAGGUUUAUCCAGCUGUCGGACACUUUCUUUUGGCUUGUUCUGUAUUUAUUUCUGCUGCAUGUCUGAGACCUGCUCCCUGUACAAAAUCCAGAAGUGUGUAAAAUGAUUUAUUUUCCUUUUGUUUUUCCUGUCGGACCUCAUGUACUUUAACAUUCCACAAAGAAGCAAGUCAACGAAAGUGAUUAAGUUCAUUUCAGAUGUGGCAUGUUUGCGACAGUGAAUGUAAGAAUGUGUGUGUUGUGUCUGGACGGGAAUGGUGAUCUUUUUUUUUUUUUUUUUUUUUUUUUUUUAUGAAGUUUGUAGUUCUCAGUUCACCAAGUUUCCAGAUGAUUUUUUUUUUUUUAAGACUAAAUGCCAACUGACAAAAGUGAAGCUGUCAAAGGGCCUCGUUUCACUCCCACUGUUGAACCUGCAAACAGUAUUGUUGUACAGUCCUCACUGUGAUUCACCAUUUGUCAUUUAGAACCAGCUUUUCUUUUAGAGUUGAUCUGCAGUUUUGAAAAAAAAUUCUGUCGACAGUUAGAUUAAGCCGAUGAGACGUGAGUUUGUUUCUGUCUGUAUUGACUGUUUGAACCAAGUUCGGGUUCAGUAUGACCAACUUUAUUACUGUUCAUACAAUCACUGCCUAUAUGGGUGACUUGUCGUUUCAUCUUUUAACCACAUGGUGGCAGUGUUAAAUCUAUUGCUGCACUAAACCUUGGUAGGAGCCAGCUUUAAGCACAACCAAUUGUAUCAUUUGGAGUUGAGGGAGGGAGGGGGGGGGGGGUGCUAGCUUGAAUUGUUCAACAUUCCGAUUCCCAAUGCUAGUCAUUUUUAACUGUAAAUUUUCAUGUGGCAGAGUGGUUGGUGUCGGAAAGGCUCCUCUUUCGUUUUUACUUUCUGGUCUGACCUGGUGUCAUUGUCCGACUGGAGUGUUGUUUUGGGCAGUAAACAUUAGCAGAACCAAUCAGUUGGAACAUGUUUUAUAUUCUCUGUCUAAGCAGGUUCUGUCCCUUGGAAAAAAAAAAGAUUUGUACUAACAUUGGAGUGUGUAGGUUUUACCACCAGGUCUGAUCUUCUCAGACCUCUGUUUCUUCAGCUCGGAUUUGGAGGAGGAAGAAAAACCACUGUUUUAAAACCACUGACUAUUCAGAUGUUAUGUUGACCUGUUGAAUGAAAUGAUCUAUGCUGUACAACUGUCUGCCUGUCUGUCUGUCUGUGAAUGCCAUGUUUCUGUCUGUUUUUCCCCCCCCCCCGUUGCCACUGUAUCUAAAGUCCUGACAUCGUGUCAUGGGCCUCACCACUGUGAAAAGGUCCAAACUUCAUGUUGUUUAAACUGAAAUACCUGUAGCAAUUGAGAUUGUGUGUUCAAUACACAGUGGUUGGUUCUGGUGGUACAACGAUCUUCCAGAACAUACAUUGACCAAUGAACUGCGUUGAUGUAAUGUUAGCUCAUGCCAAGUUCCAUUCCGAAACCUUGAAACUACUGUUGACAAAAAGAUGAAUUAAUGAAAAUACUUGGUUUCAAAAAUGGUCCUGGUCCUGGUCCUCUGGGACUGAUAUGCGCUUUUGAUGUUCAUCUUUUUAAGAUUUUCUUCUGCAGGGUUAUACUAAGAGUCCACUGGUGUGGAAGAAAUCCUUUCAUGGUUCCACUUCUAGAGCACAGUUCUACUACAGUUCCUGAUUUGUGCCACUUCAUUUGAAAUUUUUUUAGCACUGAGUGGAUGGAGUUUUUUCCUGUUUGGUCAGCACAUAGCUACAGUGCCACAGCCAGAAUCCAAAUCAGCAACCCUCCAAUUACAAGUCCACUAAGCCACGGAUUAUCAGCUGAAAACUGUUGCUGUAGCUUCCGAAUGCAUCUGUGGUUCGAUCAUCAGUCUACUACGGUCUGAGAGUCAAAUCGCUGUCACGUGACACACCUGUAGAUCCAUCUAUGGCCUCCAAAAAUGUUACCCUUGACCAAGAAACAAACCCCCAAGAGGAUCCAAUCUUCCUCACGCUUCGUUGAAUCGUGACAAACUAUCCAUCUGUCCCGCAUCCCACAAA
Messenger RNA from Cynoglossus semilaevis (tongue sole), 6667 nucleotides. RefSeq names its product taperin (gene tprn). Lineage: Eukaryota; Metazoa; Chordata; Actinopteri; Pleuronectiformes; Cynoglossidae. Gene Ontology annotation, molecular function: phosphatase binding. Bases 208 to 2679 code for a protein of 823 amino acids. The transcript is spliced from 5 exons. The record is from RefSeq and is a predicted model, not a curated record.